GAUAGCCGAAGCAAGACGUCCAAACCGCAACCUUUUCAAUCCACCCGCCUCUACCACAACCACACGCUCCUCCCGGUACGUGAGCUAAUCCGUGUCCGCGUAUCCGUCAAUCGCUAAUCUGUCCCACGCACACGCAGACCUACACCAAACCUCACGAUGGCCGCGACCACAUCCGAAAUCAUCCAGCGCAAGACCCAGCGUCCCGCCUCCGAGGAUCUCCUCAGCGAGAAGUGGGACAAGUGCCUCUCCAACCUCGUCGUCAAGUCCGCCCUCGGAGCCGGCUUCGGAAUCAUCUUCUCGAUCCUCCUGUUCAAGCGCCGUGCCUGGCCCGUAUCGUUCGGUCUCGGAAUCGGAGCUGGUAGGAGUUAUGCUGAGUGCGAUCAGGAGUUCAAGGGGGCUGCUGGCGGUGUUACAAAGGCCGUCGGCGAGCGGCUGCAGAGGUCGUAGAUGUGCUGCGGGAAAAAAACAUGAUCGUCGUCCUUUCUCUUUGAGGCGCGAGCUGGUGUUGGAAAAAGGAGCAGGCGCAAUUACGUUACGUGUGUGUACAGCAAAAUUUUAGACUGGAAUUGGUUGCGAUAAAAAGCAAAGCUACUAUGUAUUGUAACAAAGGUGGUGCAAAAGAUCACUUACGAUCUCCCCAAAUGAGAUCGAUCAUUCAACUCGUACCGAGAGCCCCCUGUGCCUGGAGAACGGACGAUAAGAAUCGGUUCUGUGCAAUUGCGAGGG
Molecule: messenger RNA, 726 nt
Organism: Tricharina praecox
Lineage: Eukaryota; Fungi; Ascomycota; Pezizomycetes; Pezizales; Pyronemataceae
Exons: 2
Coding region: 157-447 (96 amino acids)
Cellular component (GO): mitochondrion; mitochondrial inner membrane; MICOS complex
Source: RefSeq, a predicted model, not a curated record